Ipomoea triloba (trilobed morning glory) is the source of this 726-nucleotide messenger RNA. RefSeq names its product guanine nucleotide-binding protein subunit gamma 2-like. The record is from RefSeq and is a predicted model, not a curated record. NCBI's taxonomy places the organism in Eukaryota, Viridiplantae, Streptophyta, Magnoliopsida, Solanales, Convolvulaceae. The transcript is spliced from 4 exons. Bases 91 to 366 code for a protein of 91 amino acids.
CUUCUUUUCUUCCCCUCUUCCUCUCUCAUAUAUACUCUCUUCAUUUUCCUACCUUUUUCAUACUCACAAUUUUGGACCAUAUUUAUAUUUAUGGAGCCAUCAUCUGACGAUCAGCCCCGAACCUCCGACCUUGCGUCAUCUUCCGGCGAGGGAUCACGCUCUUCGGCUGCCGGACCGCCGGCGCAGUCUCCGGUUGGGUUCAUGGGCAAGCACCGGAUGGCGGCCGCCGUCGCCUCCCUCGAUCACCAAAUUCAAUUGAUUCAGGAAGAGCUGCAGCGACUCGAAACACUCGGGGAAUCUUCAAUUGUCUGCAAAGAGUUGGUCUCAAGUGUUGAAUCCGCUCCAGAUGCUCUUCUACCAGUGUAAGAAACUAUGAAUUACUAUUACUACACCAGAUAUAAUAACUUAUGCUUGAGACAAAAGGUCCAAAAGAAGUUGGCUGGGAUAGGUGGUUCCAAGGAGCCAAUGGCUCGAGGCGUCAAAAGAGAUGGAUUUAAUAUUUGGAUGAAACUUUGGAAUUCUUUUUAUAACAAGGAAAAUAUGUAGUUAUUAUCUGAGGAUUAAGAAUUUGUACUGGUUAAAUUAGAAUUUUUUAAAAAAAUAAGAUUUCAUGUAACUGAGGAUAAUUAAUUACAAAACAUUAUUAUUUUAUCUGCCACACAAAUUUUCCACUUUAUCGAGAUUUGUAUUACUAUACUAAAUAAUCUCAUCUUUAUUUCACAUAAA